Lentinula edodes (shiitake mushroom) is the source of this 1221-nucleotide messenger RNA. Its product is annotated as short chain oxidoreductase. The transcript has 13 exons. Lineage: Eukaryota; Fungi; Basidiomycota; Agaricomycetes; Agaricales; Omphalotaceae. Bases 176 to 955 code for a protein of 259 amino acids. Gene Ontology annotation, molecular function: oxidoreductase activity, acting on the CH-OH group of donors, NAD or NADP as acceptor. The record is from RefSeq and is a predicted model, not a curated record.
UAUUAAUUCCGAGUUACUUGCAGCACGAUAAAGUUGUCAUGUUACAAUUAAUUGAGCACAGUUUACUGAUUGCGAUUGGUGUCCACUCUUCUACGUCCUCUAAACAGCCUUGAUUAUACAUAUGACAAUCCGAGUGGAAAUAGAAACUGUAUCAAAAGGAAACUAAACUAGAACAAUGUCCCUUACUCGAGGUGCAACGCGUGUUGCUCUUAUCACAGGGGCAGCUCAAGGCAUUGGCAAAGCCAUUGCUCUGCGAUUGGCCUCAGAUGGAUUCAAAAUCGCGCUCAACGACGUUGAUAGUAAACGGAACCAGCUCGAAGGAGUAAAUGACGAGAUUGAGAAGGACUACGGCUGCGAAACGUGUAGUGUCCCUGGAGAUGUUAGUAAGGAGCGCGAUGUGGAAGACAUGGUGCAGGUUGUUUCGCAGCGUUUGGGUAGCUUGGAUGUAAUGGUCGCAAACGCUGGAAUUCUCGGGUCCUACACACCCAUCCUUUCGACAACUGAAAAACAAUGGGACGACGUCCUCCGAAUCAAUACCAAGGGUAUUUUCUUCUGCUACAAGUAUGCGGCUAAACAAAUGGUUGCACAAGGCCGGCCUGGAGGGAGAAUCAUCGGAGCGUCAUCAUUUGCUGGGAAGCAAGGCUUAACCCAUAUUGGCGCAUACGCCGCUUCAAAGUUCGUUCGUGGAUUGACACAGGUUGCUGCUUUGGAACUGGGUCACCACGGCAUCACAGUAAAUGCAUACGCGCCAGGCGCUAUAGAGACUCCCCUGGCUACUGCGAUCGAUCUUUCAACGACACCCGCAGGCAAAGAUUUCCUCAACAAGCUCCCCUCGUUCUCAACCGUAGGAAAACCCGAAGACGUUGCUAGUUUGGUUUCAUUCCUUGCCUCUCAAGAAUCUGGAUAUAUCACUGGGCAAACGAUUUCCGUCAACGGCGGUCUAUUCUUCGAUUGAUCUUGAGCGUUAAAUUGUGGUCUCAUGUUUCUCCCUGCUUGUAAUGGCUUUGACUGUUGGGAUGACAGAUGUAACAACGCCAGUUGAUUGCCUACGGGGCGAAGCAAUGCUAACGUUGCGACGUUGAGCCCAAGUUGAGGCUGAAGCUAGAUAGGAGAUGCUGGAAAUGCUUUGGAUCAAUCGAGUAACCAGUGGAAGUCUUAUACAUUAUCAAUGAACCCAGUGUACACAAGUUAUAGACAAAUAUAGAUGUAAUAUACAGAUAU